Molecule: messenger RNA, 972 nt
Organism: Caenorhabditis remanei
Lineage: Eukaryota; Metazoa; Nematoda; Chromadorea; Rhabditida; Rhabditidae
Exons: 6
Coding region: 1-972 (323 amino acids)
Source: RefSeq, a predicted model, not a curated record
AUGCACAACGUUCAUUUCAUCAGUACUCCAAUUUAUAUUUUCACAUUGGCAGCGCUUUUUCGAGAAACUUCACUGGUUUUUCAAACCUACAAAUAUUAUAUUAUAAUUCAUAUCAUUACGAAUUUGACAUCAGAAGCCUACGUAACUUUUAUGUGGCUGCCAAUGACAUAUCUACCGUAUGAUGUGUACAGAACAACCGGAUGGCUGUCUCAAUGGGGUGUUAGUGGUAUUGUUCAGUUCUACAUUGUGGCACAAUUCAUAAUUACUAUCGGGGUUUCUAUACUUGAGAUGUUUUAUUAUCGGUUCAAAGUUGUGGUUAUCCAUCAUUACGACAACUAUCUCUUAAAAUUGCCUUCAUAUGGUAUGAAUGUAUACCGAUUCUUUGCUACAGUACAUGUGGUUACAAUUACAUGGAGUACAUUUGAUGGUCAGACGAUGAUUUAUCAACAGAACAAGAAAGACGCUUUAUUCAAAAAAGUUCCCGACUUGGUCAAAGAAAUCGGAUGUCAUAGUGUUUUUAUAUUAGCUCUGGAAGACCCUAUUCUGUGUGGUAAUGUUGUUAUUUAUGGAAUUUUAGUGACACUUGGGUCUAUUGUGGGAUUAAGUACAGUAGUAUUUAUUAACCAAUUUCUGAACAAAGCACGAAAUUUAUCGAAAGAAACAAAAAAGUUGCAGCGGAUGCUUAUCUUCAGUCUUCUAGCACAGGGAGCGAUUCAUGUUGGAAUGAUAAUUUUUCCAGUUUUUGUGCAAAUCUAUCAAAUGAUGUUCAUCAUGUAUGAUAACAAUUUUUCAACUCUUCUUCUGUUUUGCGUUGCUUAUCACGGAUUUUUCUCAACUUGCGCAAUGGUUGUAUUUACGAAGCAGUUACGUCAGAGAGUUAUACGCUACGUCAGAUGCUGCGCAAAUCCAGAAACCGUUCAAAUCAAGUCAAGUCACGGAAUUACUACACUUGCGGAGACUUCAAUUAGAUAA